GAGUGAGUGGGCAGGACCGACUGACUAACUUCAAGUCGUGCAGGUUUUCCAUGUCAGUUGAGCCUAUCCCUCUGCGCGCGUGUGCCGGUGAGGUGAUGUUGUCCGUUGUACAUGCAUGCUGUAGAUGCGAAAUUAAGAAGACAGUGGACCUCAAACUGCGAAAUAACAGUCAGUCAAACUGAGCUCAACAGCACCACCUAGAGGACCCCCAUCUAAUGCCCCACCGGAGAUGCUGGAAGUGGGAUUAGCGAGCAUUUGAUCCUGCCACACCUACCCACCAGCCACACUGGAAUUACCGUCAAAGAUUCAGUGACCGUUCCAACUAGGGCUGGGAGUGAGAAAAGUGAAGGUGUCAAUCAUUUCGCUUCCUGCUCCUCCCUUGUUUCCUUCAUCUGGAUGAAUAACUGAUCUAUAGGUUGAGCCAUGGUCUGUACAAGGACACAACAGUAGCGUUUUCACACCGGAUCAGGACAGACCUCCACGCGAGCCGCAGCAGCAGAACCAUGGAGGCGUCCCGCGCCGCGUACAUCGCCGCGUCGCCCACGGCCCCGCCCGUCACCUCGUCCUCCUGCCCCUACAUGCUGCGCUUCUUCAGCGAGUACCAGAACAACAUGGUGAUCGUGGCGCACUACAACUACACGGGCAAGCUGAAGCAGGACAAGUACAAGGACGGCCUGAAGCCCGAGGCCAUCGCCUUCCUGCUGGUGUGCCUGCUGAUCGUGCUGGAGAACGCCGUGGUGCUGGCGGCCAUCUGGAAGAACAAGAAGUUCCACCUGCCCAUGUACUACCUGCUGGGCAACCUGACGCUCUCCGACCUGCUGGCGGGCUUCACGUACAUGCUGAACAUCGUGAUGUCGGGGCCCAACACGCUCAGGCUGACGCCGCUGCUGUGGUUCCUGCGCGAGGGCGGCGUCUUCAUCACGCUGGCCGCCUCGGUGGUCAGCCUGCUGGCCAUCGCCAUCGAGCGCCACGUCACCAUGGCGCGCAUGAAGCCCUACCAGGGCGCCAAGCGCGGGCGCAUGUUCGCGCUGAUCGGCGCCAGCUGGGCGCUGUCGGUGCUGCUGGGCGUGCUGCCCAUCAUGGGCUGGAACUGCAUGGGCGACCUGGAGCGCUGCUCCACCGUCCUGCCGCUCUACGCCAAGAGCUACAUCCUGUUCUGCGUGACGGUCUUCUCGGCCGUGCUGCUGGCCAUCGCCGCGCUCUACGGCCGCAUCUUCCGCGUGGUCAAGUCCAGCACGCGGCGGCUGGGUGGCAGCCUGCGCAAGAAGAGCCCGUCGGCGCGGCGCUCGCAGAAGUACAUGGCGCUGCUCAAGACGGUGACCAUCGUGCUGGGCGUCUUCGUGGCCUGCUGGCUGCCGCUCUUCGUGCUGCUGCUGCUGGACUUCGUCUGCCCGGCGCGCGCCUGCCGCGUGCUCCUCAAGGCCGACUACUUCCUGGGCGUGGCCAUGGUCAACUCGCUGCUCAACCCGGUCAUCUACACGCUGACCAGCAAGGACAUGCGGCGGGCCAUCCUGCGGCUGCUGUGCCGCCGCUGCCUGAUGACGGAGGACGGGCGGGUCAAGAAGCUGGGCAUUCCCUUCCUGGAGUGCAGCUUCAGCAAGACGGACGUGGCCUCGCACCGCUUGGAGGGCAUAGAGACCACCAUCUCAUCGGGGAACGUCACUCCCUCACCCAUCAAGGCCAUCCACCCCAAGCUCUUCAUCAGCAAGUCCUAAAGAGAAGGGACUCAAUCUCUUCUCUAGGACAGAGGACUCUUCCUCAGCAAGUCCUAAAAAGGGGACUCAAUCUCUUCUCUAGGGCAGAAGGCUCUUCUUUAAUGCGUCCUAAAAAAGGGGACUCAAUCUCUUCUCUAGGACAGAAGACUUCCUCAACAAGUCCUUAAAAAAGGGGACUCAAUCACUUCUCCAGGGCAGAAGACUCUUUCUUAAUGUGUCCUAGAGAGAGAGAACUCAGUCUCCUCUCUAGGACAGAAGACUCUUCCUUAAUGUGUCCUAAAGAGAGUGGACUCAAUCUCCUCUCUAGGACAGAAGGUCUGUGUUCAGUCUGGGUGUUGCACCCAUGUCUGCACCAUGCCAGUGCAAGAAUGCAGAGCAUAGCAGCUUUGCAUGGCCUCCAAGCUGAUGCCAUUUUAGUGCCAAUCUGUCCCACGUACCCUAGCAACUGAAGAAAGAUCAGGGAAAGAAAUCACUUCCUUUUGGAGUUUUGGAGGGUUUUUUUUUACAAACUGAUGAAAUACCACUUUACCUGAUAACAGACUAGUUUCACAAAAGAGCAUGGACUGAGAUGGAUUUUUUUUUUUUUUUUUUUAUGGACAACUUUAUGCCUUAUUCUGCAUUUCAAGUUUGCACUAAACCUCUUAUCUCUAACGUCAAGACGUUUUGCCCCUCUCUUCCUGUAAAUGAGCUAGUCUUCCUCUACAAACAACCCUUUCUCUUUAUGUUUUCAUGCUUUUGUAUUUUUCUCAAGACGGAGCUUUGAUUACGUUUUUGAAUAUGUGGUGCCAUUGGACGUCGCUGGCUCGACAUCCCGGGCCACAGCAGGCUGUGGUCGCAGAUAACCUACUGUGACAGACUGAAGUGAAUGCCUCGGCAGCGGUUAGCGCACAGCCGGCCGCUCGUCGGACACAAAGGCAGGAACUGUGUGGCGGAGUGGAAACGGUCCACUACAGACGCCCUCACCACGCAGCUCUGCCCAGAUAGGCACCGUGGACGCAAACAGCAGUGGAGUUUCGGAAGAGUGGCGAGGACUUGAUAGCACAAGUGUGGUUUAAAAAGAAAAAAAAAAUCUGAUUGUGCCUUUCACAAAGCAUGGUCUACUUGUUUCAAAAAGCGUCCAUUUCAAAAGGCAUGAAUUUCAUUGUGUUGUAAGAGGAUUGCUAUCAGUAGCUUGUCGAGCUCCUCAAAAGAUGUUGAGGCCAUGAUUUGUAACAGUCAGUCUUAACUGAACUGAACAGAGAUGGAAAAAAUGCUGUAUUGGCAGGUUUCAAAUUGAGUAAUUCCAUUUAUUGCCAUGCACCACUGCAUAAACAAAGACAGUAGAUUGUAUUGAUAAUAAUUAGAAAGUGUGCACAACUAUAAAGAAAAAAAUAUAUUUACAUUGGCCCAACAAAUUCUUGUCAUUUUAAAAUAUUACCCUAGACUCGUGGUGUAGUUUAAAAACAGUUUAUGAAAGUAUCAGUUUUGUCUUCCAAUGGAUCUAAAUGCAUUGUGGCUUUUACACAAGUUUCUCUGUGAAAGACAUUAUUUCAUAUUAAUUGUGUGUAUAUGUAUUAUAUAUUUUUUUUAAUAAUAAAAUGUCUUAAAACCUUUUGUUACAGCUGACCUAAAUUAUGGGAUAUUUUCAUAAUUGUGUACUUUCCAAAAGAAAAUAAACAGAACUUC
Sardina pilchardus (European sardine) is the source of this 3380-nucleotide messenger RNA. It is a transcript of the gene s1pr5b, whose product is annotated as sphingosine-1-phosphate receptor 5b. The coding region runs from base 504 to 1715 and encodes 403 amino acids. Gene Ontology annotation, molecular function: sphingosine-1-phosphate receptor activity. Gene Ontology annotation, cellular component: cytoplasm; plasma membrane. NCBI's taxonomy places the organism in Eukaryota, Metazoa, Chordata, Actinopteri, Clupeiformes, Clupeidae. The record is from RefSeq and is a predicted model, not a curated record. Gene Ontology annotation, biological process: adenylate cyclase-activating G protein-coupled receptor signaling pathway; regulation of metabolic process. The transcript is spliced from 2 exons.